Molecule: messenger RNA, 927 nt
Organism: Gregarina niphandrodes
Lineage: Eukaryota; Apicomplexa; Conoidasida; Eugregarinorida; Gregarinidae
Exons: 1
Coding region: 1-927 (308 amino acids)
Source: RefSeq, a predicted model, not a curated record
AUGGGGAAUUGUUGUUCCGAGGACGUGACGCCGUAUGAGAAUCAGUUGGAGAUUGAGGCGGGUGCGGAGGGGGAGUUGGAGCGUCAAGAGGUAGCGGGCGAGGUUGGUCCUGCGGAUGGAGGGGGUGCGCCUUCACCGCCGACGAAAGGUCCAAGUGCGGAGCCGGUGGCGGGAUUGUAUGACGACUCGCCGUCUGCUGCUCCACCGCCGUCGCCGGUAUCGUUAGAAGCGCCUGCAGUGAGUGAGGUUCCGGUUGCACCAGAUGUAUCGGAAGGAACGCCUGCAGGGUUAUCGCCGCCGGCAGCACCACUGGUACCGGACAACAGUGCGAAGCCGUUUGUGUUAGGUGGCGGUGAUGAGCCCGAGGGAGUGGUACGGAAGCCUGGUAGUAAGGCGGAGGAGGAUCCUGCAUCGUUACCCCCUGCCCAAACACGGAUGCAGGGCAAUGAUGGGUUUGCCCUGAUUUACUCACAAAUCUCAGGAGGCACACUGGCCGCUAAGUGGGUCAAGGGUGGUGCUGCCAAACCACAAGGUACCGUCGCUUUCCUUCGUAUAACUGACGAAAUCGACGACCUCAAACUCAACAACCAACCAUUCCAGUGUGGACGAAAUAUCAAGACUGACUGGAUCAACCAAGCUAAGGCCAUUGCCGUCUUCUUCAAACAGUGUUGGGCUUUGCGGGGCGAAGUUGAACUCACUCCCGAGUUUAACACACUCCUUCCACGAAGAGCUAUACUAGUAUUCCAUAGGCCGGACAUGACCAUGGAAAAAAUUGCCGCACCUGCUGCUAUCGAUACACUCUCCACAUCCACUGACGCAUGCGCUAUAAUGCCAUUCACUUCCGAAACCUUUAAAGGUCAAGCUACACUCAAACUCAACGCCUUUCUUGAAAAGGCUGUACGCCGAGGCGCCACCGUCAGAUUCUAA